Molecule: messenger RNA, 2418 nt
Organism: Euleptes europaea (tarantolino)
Lineage: Eukaryota; Metazoa; Chordata; Lepidosauria; Squamata; Sphaerodactylidae
Gene: PRKCA
Product: protein kinase C alpha
Exons: 17
Coding region: 1-2028 (675 amino acids)
Biological process (GO): protein phosphorylation
Molecular function (GO): ATP binding; diacylglycerol-dependent serine/threonine kinase activity; zinc ion binding
Source: RefSeq, a predicted model, not a curated record
AUGGCCGACCUCUUCCCCCCCCCGGAGCCCUGCGCGGGGCCCGACGUGGCGCAGCGCUUCGCCCGCAAAGGGGCCCUCCGCCAGAAGAACGUGCACGAGGUGAGGGAGCACAAGUUCAUCGCGCGCUUCUUCAAGCAGCCCACCUUCUGCAGCCACUGCACCGACUUCAUCUGGGGAUUUGGGAAACAAGGAUUUCAGUGCCAAGUUUGCUGCUUUGUGGUUCACAAGAGGUGCCAUGAAUUUGUUACCUUUUCAUGUCCUGGGGCAGACAAGGGGCCUGACACGGAUGACCCUAGAAGUAAGCACAAGUUCAAAAUCCACACAUAUGGAAGCCCAACAUUUUGUGACCAUUGUGGGUCAUUACUUUAUGGACUUAUACAUCAAGGGAUGAAAUGUGACACCUGUGAUAUGAAUGUUCACAAACAAUGUGUGAUAAAUGUCCCAAGUCUUUGUGGCAUGGAUCACACAGAAAAAAGAGGGAGAAUCUAUUUGAAGGCUGAAGUUACUGCUGACAAGCUAGAAGUCACAGUGCGAGAUGCAAAAAACCUAAUUCCCAUGGAUCCAAAUGGGCUUUCAGAUCCUUAUGUGAAGCUGAAACUUAUUCCAGAUCCUAAGAAUGAAAGUAAAAAAAAAACAAAAACCAUUCGCUCUACUCUUAAUCCAAACUGGAAUGAGACAUUUACAUUUAAAUUAAAACCUACAGACAAGGACAGAAGGUUAUCUGUUGAAGUCUGGGACUGGGAUCGAACAACUAGGAAUGAUUUCAUGGGCUCUCUUUCUUUUGGAGUAUCAGAACUCAUGAAAAUACCAGCGUGUGGAUGGUACAAACUGCUUAAUCAGGAAGAAGGAGAAUAUUACAGUGUUCCAAUACCAGAAGCUGAUGAUGAUGGAAAUGUGGAACUGAGACAGAAGUUUGAGAAAGCCAGACUUGGACCUUCUGCUAACAAAGUUAUAACUCCAAUUGAAGACCGGACCUGUAAUUUACCCUCCAACAAUCUUGAUCGGGUUAAGCUGACAGAUUUCAACUUUCUCAUGGUACUUGGGAAAGGGAGCUUUGGGAAGGUGUUGCUGGCAGAACGAAAGGGUGCAGAUGAACUGUAUGCAGUCAAAAUACUGAAAAAAGACGUGGUGAUUCAGGAUGACGAUGUAGAGUGUACAAUGGUUGAAAAAAGAGUUCUAGCCUUGCCGGACAAGCCUCCUUUCCUAACACAGCUCCAUUCUUGCUUCCACACGGUGGAUCGCCUGUACUUUGUCAUGGAGUAUGUGAAUGGUGGUGACCUCAUGUAUCAUAUUCAGCAAGUAGGAAAAUUCAAGGAGCCCCAAGCAGUGUUCUAUGCAGCAGAGAUCUCAGUGGGACUUUUUUUUCUCCAUAAAAAAGGAAUCGUUUAUCGGGAUCUCAAAUUAGAUAACGUAAUGUUGGAUUAUGAAGGACACAUUAAGAUUGCAGAUUUUGGGAUGUGUAAGGAGCAUAUGAGUAAUGGCGUUACAACAAGGACCUUCUGUGGGACUCCAGAUUACAUUGCACCUGAGAUUAUUGCUUAUCAGCCAUAUGGAAAGUCAGUGGACUGGUGGGCCUAUGGUGUAUUGUUAUAUGAGAUGCUUGCUGGUCAGCCCCCAUUUGAUGGUGAAGAUGAAGAUGAGCUCUUUCAAUCAAUAAUGGAACAUAAUGUAUCUUAUCCAAAAGCAAUGUCCAAAGAAGCUGUGUCCAUUUGUAAGGGGUUGAUGACUAAACACCCUGCCAAACGUCUUGGUUGUGGGCCAGAGGGGGAGAGAGAUAUCAGAGAACAUGCAUUCUUCAGGAGAAUUGACUGGGAGAAACUGGAGAACCGAGAGAUACAGCCUCCAUUCAAGCCUAAAGUGUGUGGCAAGGGUGCCGAAAACUUUGACAAAUUCUUUACCAGAGGACAGCCAGUGUUAACACCACCUGAUCAGCUGGUUAUUUCUAACAUAGACCAAACGGAUUUUGAAGGGUUCUCCUACAUCAACCCACAGUUCGUUCACCCCCUGUUGCAGAGCGUACUAGUAUGAAAGGGAUCGACAUGGAAACCACACAGUGAAAAAUUGUCCUUAACUCUGGAGUUUUUAGACCUUUGCCUUGUUGAUUCCAUUUGGGUCUGAAAAUUGUAGAGGUAGGAAGUAGGGGUAAGAAGCAUGGGAAAUUUUUGAGGUUUACAAGCAAAGAGUGUGUGGUCUUCAGAGAUCAUCACACAAGCACCCAUUGUAUUCAUUUAGGAAUCACUGCUGCUUUUAUGUUCGUUCUAUGAAACUAGUCUUUGUCAAUGCAUUUUUAUAACUUCUGUUGUCCCCAUUUGUCCCCUAUAUCUCAAUGACUCACAUUUUCUUCUUAUAAACUUGAUAACAAAUAUAAUGGUACCAUGUAUGUUUGGAGAAAAUACUCAUAAAAAAAUUAAGCAGAUC